This is a messenger RNA of Gastrolobium bilobum, 636 nucleotides long. RefSeq names its product late embryogenesis abundant protein D-34-like. The record is from RefSeq and is a predicted model, not a curated record. The transcript has 3 exons. NCBI's taxonomy places the organism in Eukaryota, Viridiplantae, Streptophyta, Magnoliopsida, Fabales, Fabaceae. Bases 1 to 636 code for a protein of 211 amino acids.
AUGAGCCAAGAGCAGCCACGUAGACUUGACCAUGAACCGAUUAAGUAUGGUGAGGUUUUCAAUGUGUCUGGCGAGUUAGCAUCCAAACCCAUCACGCCAAGAGACGCUGCUACAAUUCAAUCUGUGGAAAGCCAAGUAUUGGGUCAGACUCGAAGAGGUGGUCCUGCAGCAGUGAUGGAAUCAGCCGCCGCAAAAAACGAGAGAGCUGGUCUUGUCAGCCACAACGCCGUCACAAACCUUGCCAGAAACGAAGGCGUUACCAUAUCCGAAACAAAUGUAGGAAACAACCGUGUCAUCACGGAGACACUUGGUGGACAGGUUGUGGGGCAGUUUGUGGACGGUGCAGAUGAGCCCAAGGGGACUAUAACUGACGAUGCAACCGGAUCAACGGUGGAUGAAGGUGUUCUUGACUCUAUGGGAGCUCCUAAAGUUAGAGCAAGCGAAGACUAUGAUUUCAUAAGCAACCAAGGUGCUGCCAGUACUCUAAAUGCUAGGCUUUCUAGCGACGAAGAUAAGAAUACAGAGUCCAAUGUUUCAACGGUGCAACAUGAAAAUCCCGAUAUUAUAAGUAGCGUACCUGGUGGCAUGGGAGCAUCCAUGGCGACCGCAGAUCACAGGGUUGCUAAAAAUAAAUGA